Messenger RNA from Cephus cinctus (wheat stem sawfly), 1429 nucleotides. RefSeq names its product UPF0528 protein CG10038. Lineage: Eukaryota; Metazoa; Arthropoda; Insecta; Hymenoptera; Cephidae. Gene Ontology annotation, molecular function: siRNA binding. The transcript has 7 exons. The record is from RefSeq and is a predicted model, not a curated record. The coding region runs from base 95 to 1240 and encodes 381 amino acids. Gene Ontology annotation, biological process: regulatory ncRNA-mediated heterochromatin formation. Gene Ontology annotation, cellular component: nucleus.
CUAUGUUAUUUUAAUCGGUGAUAUGAGGAAACGUAAAUCGUCGUUACAGCCAGUCAAACAUUUUUAAACUGGAGUCGUAUGGAACAUUAAUGUCAUGAGUCGCAAAACUAAUGGAAAGUUGGCAGCAGCUGUUCAGAUGUCAAUACGUUCAAUUUCUCGGCUGGUAAAUGUGUCCUUUAGUAAAUACGAUUUUCAUUGGAAUAAACCUAAUUACAGUUAUUUAUAUACAUUCGGCGUUAAGAGUGCAAUGGCCGUGACAGAAUUUCCAAAAACCCUACGUGAAUUUGGUUACGACUUCGAUGCAGAUGGUAAACUUCGAAAACUGGAUCAAUCCACUGGACUGACUACUCGAGAAGGUUUUGAAUUUAAUGUCAGUGAAGAUUUGCAAUAUAAUCAAAAAAGAUACGAAGCACUUGGUGAGGUACUCAACGAGUACGUUUAUGGAUUGCUGGAAAAGGAAGGCUUGAAAAGAUUGCCGGUACCAAAAGAUGGAAGCAGCGACACGAUUUUGAAAUCUUUUGUCUUCUGUAGUGACGGAGCGCUGGAGAAUGAUAAGUUAAUAAUAAUUAUUCAUGGCAGCGGAGUGGUCAGGGCUGGACAGUGGGCAAGACGUUUAAUAAUAAACGAUAAUUUGCAAAGUGGCACGCAGAUACCGUACAUAAAAAAAUCGCACGAACUUGGAUAUGGCGUAUUAGUUUUGAACACUAACGACAACCAAAGAAUUGUCGCAGGAAAGCCGAAAAAAAUUCCUGGAAGUGAGGAUCCUUGCCGACAUCUUGAUACAGUUUGGAACGAUUACGUUCGGCCAUCCAAAGUCAAACACAUAGCAAUUGUAGCUCAUAGCUAUGGUGGAGUCUGCGUCAUGAAAUUCGUAAAUUUUUCACUUUUUCCUUCUAUCCCAAAAAAUCUUAUACUCCACACCAAUAGCAAUCGUAUCGUUACUGUUUUGCAGGCGAUGAAAAACGUGAAUGAAUUUACCAAAAGAAUAUUCGCCGUGGCUCUGACUGAUUCCGUGCACUCGUUACCAGCUAAAGGAACAGAUCACAUUGUAAAGGUUUCACGUAACUGGGUCGCAUCGAACAAUCCUCUUGAUACGCCGGAAUUGUCGCUCAGUGGAGACGUCGAUCGAGUUUCAAGUGGGCACAACACUCACGAGAUGUCGUCAUGGGCUUGUAUCGAGUCACUGUUUAAAUUUCUGGAAGACAGAUACAGGACUGUAUCAGCCAGGACUGAUUUGUAGUAUUAAAAAUGAAUAAUAACAAUAAUAAUUACAAUUACAGUGCUUUUUCAAAAUUAUGGUAAUGAAGUUUCAAUUAAGUGUAGCACAAGCUAUGUGUAUAUUGUACAAGCACACUUUUUCUUUCAAUGUGGCUGAUGGCGUUUUAUUUUAUUUUUGGUAAAAAAAUGAAUAAAAAAGCAAAUGAAAUAA